AUGUGUCGCCCGCGGCGGCAACCGUUGUGGCGCAGUGUGCUGACCCUGGUGGUCUGCGGUGGAGUGUUGUUGGGCACGGUAGAGGCCAGCUGGGGUCGGUGGGAUGAUGUUGGCGUAGAGGAGAUGCGCUCGUUGCGCGAAAGUCGUGGCGUCGAGGAUGACGAGGACCAUCGCAGUCACCAGGCCCAGAUCGGUGACGAUACGGGCGAUCCGUUGCAAGUGCUUCCGGCCAGGAAUCGACCCGCGCGCCUGCGGGCGGCCCAGGUGCGAAGGGGACCCCAUCGGCAACGGCACUCCGGCGGCAGGCAAGAACUAAGAAUGCUGUCCGGGCUGACGGUCUCAUCGGCGACGGCGGACUACGAGCAGCAGCUACCGAAGGCGUCCGGUUUGUGGCCAUCAUUUUUUAAUGUAGCCCUGAGGGCGACAAUCUCCGUGAAUGCGACCUGCGGUCAGGCCGGCCGCGAGGAGUACUGCCGUAUCACCACGGAGAGCACGGGACGGUCCCGCGGUUCGCAGUGUGGUAUCUGCGACGCGAACAAUCCGGAUCCGGAGAAGCGACACCCGAUCACGAACAUUGUCGACGGGACGAACAGCUGGUGGCAGAGCCCGACGCUGCAGAAAGGCGCUAAAAAUGAUCGCGUGACGAUCAAUCUCGAUCUCGGCCAGCUCUACCAGAUAGUGUUCUUUACCAUGCGAGCCGCCAUCUCGCCCGUGCCGGCCACCUGGGUGCUGGAGAAGUCAACGGACGGCCGGACGUACGAACCGUGGCAGUACUUUGCCGGUAGCGACGGUGAGUGCCGCGAACGGUUCGGGUUGCCAGCCUACACCAGCAACUACAUCUUCAAGAGCGACGUGGAGGUGAUCUGUGCGACCCAGUUUUCCUCCCCGGAGCCACUGGAAAAUGGUGAAAUCAACCUAUCACUCAUUAGUGGACGGCCAAGCGAAAAGACGAGCUCGAUCGAGCUGCAGAACUUUACGAUCGCCCGCUACGUUCGAAUACGCCUGCUGCGUAUGCAAUCCGCGGUGCAGCAGCAGCAGCCGGACGGCAGCGGUUCGAGUCUCGGCUCAGUGCUGCAACCGAAGCGCAGCUUUUACAGCAUCCGUUCGCUGCGUAUCGGCGGGCGGUGCUUUUGCUCCGGACAUGCCGGGAAGUGCAAGGCGAGCGACAACAACCUCGACAACCAGCAGCAGCAGCAGCAGCAGCAGCAACCGCAGUGCGAGUGUGUCCACAACACGUGCGGCCCGCACUGUGAUCGGUGCUGUCCGCUUUACAACCAGCGUCCGUACCGCGUCGGGACUCCGGUGAGCGCCAACAAGUGCGAAAAGUGUGAGUGCCAUGGCCACGCCACGUCCUGCUACUACGACAAGCUGGUGGACGAGCAGCACCUGAGCCAGAGCAUCCGGGGCAAGAUGAGCGGUGGAGGCGUGUGCCUGAACUGUACCGCGUUCACGACCGGCAUCAACUGCGAGCGCUGCCUCCCGGGGUACUUCCGGCCCGAGCCGGUUCCGGCGGACCACGAGCAACCGUGUCGGGCGUGUGAGUGCGAUGCUCCGGGAGCGACCGGUGAGUGUCGGGCCAUCGGUGGCCAGUGCACCUGCCGGGAGGGCUUCACGGGGCCCCGCUGUACUGAGUGUGCCCCGGGACACGCCGGGGAGCAGUGUGUCCGGUGUAUGUGCGAUCCACGUGGUACCCGGCCGGGCCGUGAGUGUGGCGAGGAGUGUAGCUGCAAGGCGCACGUGAUCGGAGCGCGUUGCGAUCGGUGCGCCGAAGGAUUCUUCGCGCUCCGGGCGACCAACGCCGACGGGUGCCUCAAGUGUUACUGUUCCGGGUUGGUGGGGGUACGGUGCAGUGCGGGGGGCCAGAGCACCGACGGCCAGACCGCCUACUCGACGCUGGACGGCUGGACGGUGACGAAUCUGGCGAUGGGCGAGCGGGUUGUACCGACGCGCGACAACGACACCGGUUCGCUGGUGUUCGGGAUGUUCGAGAUGCCGGAUACGGAAGCGGUGUACUGGCGGGCACCCCCGGGCUACCUCGGCAAUCGGUUGGGGAGUUACGGGUCCCACCUUAGCUUCCGAAUGCAGUGGAUAACGGUGCGCGGUGAUACGAGCGGAAAGCCGACGGUUGGCCCCACCCUGGUGCUGGUCGGUCGGAAUGGGAUGAAGAUCGCGUACGGAGAGGCCAGCUACGAUGAGGUAUCGGGGGGUUCGGUAACUAUCGAGGUGCCGCUGCAGGAGCAGAACUGGUACCACGUGCCACGCACGGUACAGGACAUCAUUACGCGCUUGCGGCGCACCGAGUACCACGGGGAUCCGGUCACCCGGACGCAGUACAUGGCGGUGCUGGCCGACGUCGAAGCGAUCCUGCUGCGGGGUACCUACCACACCGAUCAGGUCGAGAGUGUCCUCGAGGAUGCGCAGCUUUUCACGGACGGGUCAGGGACCCCGGCCGAAGGAAGCGCGGGCGAGAGUCUCGUCGAACGGUGCGAGUGUCCCGACGGGUAUCGGGGCGCGUCGUGCGAAGAGUGUGACUUUGGGUACGUGCGGAUCUACGAGACGAGUGUGACGCACGAACGGGUCGGUCGGUGUAUUCCGUGUUCGAUGUGUCACGGGCAUGCGGCCACCUGUGACCUUGAGACGGGUGCGUGUGCCGCCUGCCUUCAUCAUACCGUCGGCACCAACUGUGAGCGCUGUUUGGCCGGGUUCUACGGCAAUGCGACUGUCGGACGGGCGGAUGACUGCCAGCCCUGUGCCUGUCCGCUGCCGGUGGCCGGCAACAACUUUUCCCCUCACUGCCAGGCGAAGGGAGGCGAGCAUGGGCGGGGGGAGUACGUGUGUACGCAGUGUCCGGACGGGUACACGGGCGACCAUUGUGAACUCUGCGACGAUGGUUACUACGGGGAGCCGACGGAGAUUGGGGGGCAGUGUCGUCCUUGUCCCUGCCACGGAGGUCCUUGCAAUCCGCGGACCGGCGAAUGCAUCGAGUGUAUGGGCUUCACCGAGGGUUGGCGGUGCGAGCGGUGCAAGACCGGCUACUGGGGCGUACCGGAUGACGGGUGCGAGCCGUGCAGCUGCUCGGCGGUGGGCGCCCUCGAGAACGUGUGCGACGUGACCACCGGCCAGUGCAUCUGCAAGCCGCGCUACGGUGGCCGCCGGUGCGACGAGUGUGACGUGGGCUACGGAAACCUGGAGCUCGAGUGUCCGGCCUGUGCCUGCCACGUCAACGGAUCGGCCAGCCCCAGCGUGUGCAGCCCGAUCAGCGGCCAGUGUGAGUGCAAUCCGGGCACCACCGGACUCCGGUGCGAUCGCUGCGAGGAAGGGUACUUCGGGCUGUCGCCGGAACGACCGGAUGCUUGCCAAGGUUGUAACUGCCACCCGAAGGGCUCGCACGGACCGGCCUGCAGUCAUCGGACGGGCCAGUGCCAGUGCCGGCCGAACAUUGAUGGACGCCAGUGUAACCUGUGCCGGAAGGGCCACUGGAACCUGGACAGUGGCGAGGGCUGUGUGGCGUGCUCGUGCGACGCGAACGGCAGUGAGCUGGAGGGCUGCGACGUCUACACGGGGCAGUGCUUCUGCAAGACCGGCGUCGAGGGUAUCGGCUGCGAUCGCUGCCAGACCGGCUACUACGGAUUCAGCGGGCAGGGCUGCAAGCGCUGCGAGCAGUGCGCUAGUCCAGCGUACGUUUGCGAUCCGGACACGGGCCGAUGCGUCUGCCCGGCGAACAGUCACGGGAGUGAGUGUCGAUCGUGUAUCGCCAACACGUGGGGCAACGAGUUCCAGCGGGGUUGCCGGCAAUGCGCCUGCGAUAUCGUCGGUUCGAUUGGCCAGUCGUGCGAUAAGCAGGAUGGUCAGUGUAGCUGCAAGGAAGGCUACACCGGGCGGCAGUGUACCGAGUGCGCCGAAGGAUACUACGGAUAUCCGGCCUGCCGGCGGUGUGGCUGCGACGAGCGUGGAACCAUCGCGAACGGGACGACGUAUCCUUGCGAUCGGAACGGUCAGUGCGCCUGCAAGGAGCUGGUGUACGGUGCGAAGUGUGACCUGUGCCGGCAGGGCACGUUCGGGCUGGUGGCGCUCAAUCCGGAAGGCUGCACGCGUUGCUUCUGCUUCGGGCGGGCCACGGAGUGUGCCCUUGGGGAGCACUCGUGGGGUCAGAUUCGGCUGAAGGGCUCCCGCAACCUGAGCGUCGAGUAUCGUCCGGAAGACGAGCGGCCGGCCAGUGACGUCCAAAAUCUGGUGGACUAUCUGGUGUUCGUGGAGCUCGGGCAGACGAGCCGGGAGGGUGCCAACAUUACCAACAUGAACAACCUGGACCUGAUCCCGGGCACGACCGGCAACGUGUCGAUCCUGGCGCACAGUGCCUUCCGGUAUCCGCUGUACUUUCAGCUUCCUGCGCCAUUUCUGGGCGAUCGGACCAGUAGCUACGGAGGGUUGCUGAAUUUCACGCUCGUCACGGGAGGUGCCACCGUCGCCAUUGCCGAUCCUUCGUUGCGUCAGUUCCCGCUGGUGCAGCUACAUACGCACGAGAACCUGGUGUUGGAUUUCUACGAGGAACCGGUCCGCUCGUCGGACCACGAUCUGUACUCGGUACGCCUGUUUGGGAGUUGGUGGCGGAAUCACUACGAUGGAUCCCGGGCGAACCGGACGAUCCUUAUGACGGCCCUGCAGAACGUACGGCACGUGUUUGUGCGUGCCACCGCCACGGUCGACUUCCAGCAAGUGGUACUCACAAACGUAUCGCUCGACGCAGGGAUAUUUGUGGCCGGCGCAGAAAAUAAUCACGCCUACAGUGUGGAGCAGUGUUCCUGCGGGGCCAAGUUUAGCGGGUUGUCCUGUCAGAACCCAGGCCGGGGGCACUAUCGGCACCGGUUGCCGAUCGUGGAUCUCGAGUGGGCCACGGUAGACGAUAUGAUCGGCCAGGUGCUCCCGUGCGGAUGUAACGGUCGGAGCGAGGAGUGCGAUCCGGAAACGGGCGUCUGUCUGAACUGUCGCAACAACACCGGUGGUGAGCACUGUGAACGCUGUGCGGAAGGAUUCUACGGUGAUCCGAACGUAGGCCAGUGUUCUGCGUGUCCGUGUCCGGAGACGAGGAAAAACUUUGCCCGAGGCUGUACGGUGCGGGGUAGCGAUGUGCACUGUGUGUGCAAACCGGGCUACACCGGGGCACUGUGUGAUAGUUGUAUGCGGGGAUACUUUGGCCAACCCCACCUGGAUCAGGGCCACUGUGAGGGAUGCGAGUGUAACCGCGAGGGCAGCAUGUCGGAUGAGUGUGAUCGGCAGACGGGCGAGUGUCACUGUCGGCCGGGGGUGAUCGGCCGGCGGUGUGAUCGGUGCGAGCUGCCGAAGCACAUCGUCAAGGAUUACCGCUGCAAAGUCUGCGAUAACUGCACCGUGACGCUGAUGGACGACUUCGAGAUCCUGUCGAGCCGGCUGGACGAAGAAACGGCACACAUCGAUCGGCACGGCAUACCCGCCCCGUGGGUGGAACUGACCAAAUACGAAACGCGAACCCGCCAGAUGGCGGAUCGGGUAGCUCGCCUGUUACAGGCGGAAGACACGAUCAAACAGUUCACGGUGGAUUUUGCGGAACCUCUCAAACGGAACGCAACCCGUCUGGGUAAACGGCUCAUGAAGUUGGACAACCGUGCCACGAACCGAGCGGGUGAGCUGGUGAAGUGUACCGAGCGGGUGAACGAGCUGGCCGACGAGAUCGGGACGAUCGACCGGGAGCUACGGGCAGCGAUCCUUACGCUCCAGAACUACGGUGUCGGAGAUCACCACAUCAAGCUGCCACUCGCCGUGCGGGAAGCGAACGAUCUGUUGGCCAACAUUCGCGAACGCUUCGAGGGGAUAGAGUUCGACGACGGGGUGGGCAAGUGUGCCCAGCACCAGUUCGAUCUCUGGUCGAACGUAUCCCGAGUGGUCGAUCGUCAGGCUGCCCGACUGGAUGAUGUGAAGUUCGAAAUCGAGCAACUCCACUUGAAGGCGGGCCAUCUGCAGAACUACACGGUGCACGUGUUCCGUGGCGUACAGGAAACGGAAGUGUAUCAGACCACGAACCAGAAGCACCUGGAACGGGUACGGGACGCGUACGGUGGAGCGCUAGAGAGCGAGCGUGAGGUGAAGCAGUUGCUCGACACCAACAUUCUGGCCGGAACGGCCGUCAACCUGGAGCAGCUGGACGACAACUACGGUCAGCUGGCACAGGAUAAUGGCACCUUGGCCGCACUGGUGGAGCUCCUGAACGAAUCGACCGAAGAUUUAACGCGCGAGAAAAAUAUCCUGCUCGAAACGCGUAUCCCACAGGCGGUCCGACACGCCGAGCAGCUCAAGACGAAAGCGGAUCACUUCCGGCACAAGUUCCAGUCGACGGAGGACGCCUCGGCAAAGGCGAUGGAAGCGAGCCAAGCGUACGAGAACAUUAUCGGUGCGAUUGUGGCGGCCCAGGAGAGUGCGGACAAUGCGACGAACAUGGUCGAGAAGGCGGACCAGUUGAUACAUCCGCUGCACGACGUGACGAUUACGGACCAGAGUGAGCGGGCACUCGAGGUGUCGACGAACCUGACGACGCGCGCGACGAAGGAGCUGGCCAAGGCGACGGCCCUGAACGAGACGAUGAUCCAGAAGGAAAAGAGCGUCCAGAGCCUGAAGGACCAGAUCUGGCAGACAGCCAUCAAGAACAACAAUCUGAUGGACGAGGUGGGCAAGGUGGAGCGUGGCGCAACGAUGAAAACAGUCCAGGCGGACCUCGAUCGGUCCAGCAUCGUGUCGGAGCAGAUGAAGUUUGUGCGGCAGGAUGCAAUCAACCUGAACAGCGAUGUGUACAAGCUGAAGCUGAAGUUGAAAUCCCUCGAGCCGGAGUGGGACACCAAGUUUGGGUUGGCCGAGGAGAACGUUUCGCAAACGUUUGGGAACAUUCGGAAGGCGAAGGACAAACUGAACGGUAUCGAGGGGCUCGCCAAGACACAGGCGGAACGGUUCCGGACGUGGAACCGCACGUUUGCGGUGAAUCUGCAGGAUCUGCGUGAUCGAAUCGCCCGGUCCAAGCACGCGGCCGAGGGAAUACGAGUUUCGAUGGAAUCGACGGCGGCCUGCAUCCGAUCGUACGCCCCGGCCAGCUUUGGACCAUCGACCACCAACCGGAUCGUGAUGUCGAUCGCACUGACCGAUCCGAACGUACAGAGCACCCCGCUCGUCUACAUCGAGGGCGACGAACGACGGUUCAUAGCGCUCGAACUACGGCAGCGCAAGGUACGGCUACUCUGGAGCUUGGACGGCACCGUGACCGAGAUGACGCACCCGCAGGAGAUCGAAGUACGCGAUCUGAAGAAGGAUGACGCGUGGUACUUUAUCGAUGCCUCGCGAACGUUCAAUCUCGGCACGCUAACCGUGCGCCGGAUGCAGGACACCGGAGUCCUUACCGGUGGCCGAACCGAAUCGAAGGCCAGUAGUCCUGCGGCGGCCACGCUCAACGUUGGGCCUAGCCACCGCGUCUGGGUUGGUGGCAUUCCGGACGAUCUGCGUGUUCCGGAACUCGAACCGGUCCAGGGACUCGGCGUGGCCGUUAGCCAGCUGUACGUCGACCAGCGACAGAUCGGGCUGUGGCACUUUACCAGCACGAGCGGAACGUGUGCGGGCGCCAUGUUGGGACCGCAGGAGGUCGCCAGUUCGACGGGCGAGCGGAACUUCAACGGCAACGGAUAUGCCGUCCUGCAGCGAGCGAGUCCCCAGCCACGGUUACAGUUUAGUUUGAGCCUAAGCUUCAAGACGCUCGACGAGGACGCACUCAUCUUCCUGGCGCUGGAUGAAGAGAAUAACCGAUCCGUAUCCCUGACGCUGUACCAGGGCCGGCUGAUGUUCCGGGUGGACUACGGUGAUGAUACGCGGCUUGAGAUCAACACCACGAAACGUUACAACACGGGCUCGUGGGUUGUGGUCGAAGCUUCACGCCAGUUCCGCAAGUCCAGCACCGACGAAGGGGUGCUGAAGGUUAACAGUGAGCCCGUCAUCCUGGGUUCACCCACCAAACCGAUCGGCUCCGCGAAGUUGCCCGUCCUCAGUGAUACCUACUACCUAGGAGGAGUACCGCCCGGUUUCAAGACGGGCACUACGAAGGCUCCCGGGGCCGAUCAUGCGUUCCUGGGCUGCGUGAAAGGCCUCCAGAUCAGUGGCGUAUCGUACGAUCCGCUCGGCAGCACAUCGCACUUCGGUAUCGAAGCAUCCUGCGACAGUACGAUCACUAAGGCGGGCUUCUUCGGCAACGGGUACCUCGAGCUGCCCUCGUUUACGCUCAAGAAACGGUCCCACUUUGGGUUCGUGUUCCGUACGAUGCAACCGGACUGUCUGCUGUUGCUGUCGGGUUAUCCGAGUCGCAUCAAGGACGAUUACGAUGCGAAGGACCGGCUCGGCAACUACUCCGUGUUCUUGUCCGAGGGUCGAGUGAACCUGUGGAUGGAUGGUGGAUCCGGCCGGAUUGAGCUCGUAUCGAACGGAACGCUCAACGAUGGGGAGUACCAUGUGUUGGCGGUGGUGAAGCAAGGACGACACGUCGAGCUGCGGAUCGAUGAUCAGCUGCAGAUGGCCCGAUCGCUACAACCGUCGCUCGUAACGAUGCCCGGUGAAUCGGGCGGACUGUUCAUCGGCGGAGUACCGGAUGAUCCGGCGUUCGAUACGCUCGCGAAAGUAUUUGACGGUCUCGAGGGAACGGUGGCCAAUCUGGUGUUCAACAAUCGGACCGUCUCGUUCGGUCAGGCACUUAACUUCUCCAACGUGCAGAUGGGCCGUACCGGGCCAGCGAUGGGCAGCCAGGGUCUGUACACGGCGCUGAUGAAAACCGAACCGAUUGGGCGUAGUUUUAAGGCCGCACCGGAAGGUUGCUACAGGGUCGGCAGCUACUCGUACGAACCGAAUGCGUUCAAGUACGGCGACAAACCGCAGAGCUACUCCGUGGUGAUGGUCCCGGCGCGGAACAUCUGGCAGCGCAACUUUCACAUCGAGUUCGACUUCCGGACGUUCUAUCCUAACGGGAUCCUGUUCGUGGCGUUGGGUACCAAAGAGAAGGCGAAACACUUCAUCAUGCUCGCGCUGAAGGACGGUGUCCUGAGGCUGACGGUGCGGGGCCGCAAGCGCGAACAUCUGCUGCUUCCGCCGAAGCUAAACGAUGGCCAGUGGCACCACGUGACGCUGAGCAGCGUGAGGAAGAAAGCGACGCUGAGUGUCCAGAUUGGCAGCAGCCACAGCUCGGCGCAGAUCAAACUACCAAAGAAGCUGAACGCGGCCAACGCGCUCCACAUCGGAGGGCUGCCGGACGAGGUGCCGAUAAUGCCGCGCGAACUGCAACCGAAGCCGGAGGAGUUUAAGGGAUGUCUGCGGAAGUUUUCCAUCAACAACAACACGCAGGAUCUGGCUCGGCCCGGUCGCCACCUGAACGUGGGCCAGUGCUUUCCACGGAUCGAGCAGGGUUCCUACUUCCCCGGCGAUGCGUACGCCAUCUAUAAACGCAACUUCAACGUAGGCAAGUUUGUGGAGAUCGAGCUCGAGGUGCGCACGUCGGAAACGAACGGUAUCCUGAUGAGUGUCGCUGACCAAAUCAACGGAUUCCCCGCGCUUUCGCUGGAGAUCUCCAAUGGCAAUAUCAUUCUCUCGGUGGACAACGGUGACGGUAAUCCGACUCGCCUAUCGACGACGCUACCAUCGAAGUACACACUUUGCGACAAUCGGUGGCACAACAUCUCCGCUUUGUACGAGGAACACCAGAUCGUGCUGCGGGUCGAUGAGCACCCACCGUCGAUACUGCUGCCCCACGGAACCUCUAGCUUCGGGCGGGUCAACACAAAGGCCCCACUAUACAUUGGUGGUCUACCCGAUGCCGCCUCCAGUGGGACGCUCUUGAUGCGUGAAAACUUCAAGGGAUGCAUUCGGAACAUCGUCAUACGCAACGAGCGCAAAGAUUGGACGGAUAUGGACGAUCUGCACAACGUGCUUCUGAGCGAGUGCCUGGCAGUGAGCUAG
This is a messenger RNA of Anopheles bellator, 10008 nucleotides long. It is a transcript of the gene wb, whose product is annotated as laminin subunit alpha-1. Gene Ontology annotation, cellular component: basement membrane. The record is from RefSeq and is a predicted model, not a curated record. The transcript is spliced from 20 exons. NCBI's taxonomy places the organism in Eukaryota, Metazoa, Arthropoda, Insecta, Diptera, Culicidae. The coding region runs from base 1 to 10008 and encodes 3335 amino acids.